CUAUGUAGCGAUCUACCUAUGAUCUGUGGAACACUUUCCCCUCUAUAUAGCCUUCGUCUGGGGUGUUUGGUUUAGUUUAUAUCAACGGGGCUAGGUAGGUAUAUCGAGAUAGAUAGAUCAGCCUCAUCUACUUACUAGAGUAAAGCUACCCACCAGAGUAAAGCUGCCUACCUACCUAGACACCAAUACCGAUUUCAGCCUACUUUUCACUAUAACAGUUUUUGCCCAGCUACUAGGUUAGGCAUGUCGCGCCACAUCGCCGCCGUCCGCGCGGAGCUCCGCACGGACGUGACGCUCAACCGGGUGGCCGAAUUCGCGCGCGUGACGCCGCCCCAGCUCCCGUCCGCCGCGAAGCAGUAUCUGCUCGACAAGCUGCCCAUCGUCCAGUGGCUGCCGCGCUACAACCCGCCGUGGCUGCUCCAGGACUUCAUGGCGGGCCUCACGAUAGGGGUGCUGCUGAUCCCCCAGGGACUGGCGUACGCGAAGAUCGCGACGAUCCCGAUCCAGAAUGGCCUCUACUCGUGCUGGGUCCCGGCGGCGGUUAUGGUGUUCAUGGGGACGUCCAAAGACCUGUCUACAGGACCAACCUCAAUUCUAGGCUUGCUAACCGCAGAAAUCAUCCGCGACCUCAAGAAUGAAUACUCACCCACUGACAUCUCAUCCGCCGUGGCCAUGAUGGUCGGCAUAUGGUCUCUCCUAAUAGGUCUACUCGGACUCGGCUUCCUCCUCGACUACGUCUCGAUCCCCGUCCUCACGGGCUUCAUAUCAGCCACCGCAUUCGUCAUCGGCAUGGGCCAAGUCGGGUCCCUCGUCGGGCUCGAGAAAGUCCCCGACGGCGCCUUCAACCAACUCGGCAACGUCCUCAAGCGCCUGCCCCACUGGGACGGGCCAACCUGCGGGAUCGGGUUCGGCACGGUGCUGGUCCUCCUGCUUUUCCAGAAGGUCGGCAAGAAAUGGGGCCACAAGCACUUCGCCAUCAGGUACGCGUCGAGCAGCCGCGCCAUCAUCGUGAUGGUCAUUUUUACGCUGAUCUCCUACCUGGCCAACAAGGACCGCGACGAGUACAUCUGGGACAUCAGCGAAGUCAACACCCACGGGAUCCAGCACCCCAAGGCCCCCGGCGGCGUCCUGCUCUCCAAGGUCGCGGCCCGCUCCAUCGCGCCGCUGGUGGCGUGCACGCUUGAGCACCAGGCGGUUGGCAAGGCGUUCGGCCGCAGGAAUCACUAUGCCGUUGACCAGACGCAGGAGUUUAAUUACCUAGGCGUCACUAACAUCGUGAACUCGUUUUUCGGCGUCAUGCCGGUGGGCGGCGCGAUUUCCAGGACGGCGGUCAACUCGGAAUGCAAUGUCAAGAGCCCCCUGAACGGCGCGAUCACCGCGGGCUUCAUCAUCCUGACGCUGUAUGUCUUCUCCCCUGCGCUUUACUGGCUGCCUAAGGCUAGUCUAGCGGCUAUUAUUAUCAUGGCCGUCAUACACCUCUUCGGCCCCUUAUCUCUAAUCUGGCGGUACUGGCGCAUCUCCCUCGCCGACUUCAUCGCAUGCAUGGUCGCCUUCUGGGUGACGAUCUUCGUGUCGGCCGAGAUUGGCAUCGGCGCGGCCGCCGGGUGGAGCGUAGCAUGGACGCUCCUGCGGUCCGCGUUCGCGAAGCCGAAGAUCCAGACCAGCGGAGCUACCACCACCACCACCACCACCACCACAACGGCAACAGCAGCAGCCGGAGACUCUUCUUUCGGCAGCAUCCCGCGGGCCGGGACGACGACGACGGAGAGCGUGGCGGGCCCGGCGCUCCCCGAGGACACGACGCUGGUGCGGUUCACGGACUCGCUGUUCUUCCCGAACGCGAACCGCAACAAAGUCGCCGCGCUCGAGGCGAUCCAGCUUGUGUACCCGUCCGUGCAGAACCCGCACUACCGCGCCGAUGCGGAGCGCUCGUGGAGCGUGGCGGCCGAGAGGCGGCUCGAGAGGCUGCGCGCCCUGCGCGGGGUCGUUAUGCGCCAGAUGCCUCUGUCCCUGGUGGUGUGGGACUUCAGCAUGGUGCCGUUCGUGGACGCGACGGGGGUCACGGCGCUGGCGGAGCUCAAGGACGACGUGCGCCGGCAGCUCGGGCUCGGGGUGCAGGUGCGGGUCGUGGGGAUGACGAAGGGCGUCCGCAGGCGGUUUGCGCGCGCCGGGUGGCGGCUCGUGGACGCCGAUGAUGGGUUCAUGGAUGGGGAUGCUGAUGUCGUCUACCCUUCCUUGGAAAGGGCUAUCUGGGACGAGCGGGACCGCGAUAGCUUGAAGGGUGUUGCUACGGAGAAGAGCUAG
Messenger RNA from Hypoxylon fragiforme, 2304 nucleotides. Its product is annotated as sulfate transporter 4.1. The record is from RefSeq and is a predicted model, not a curated record. NCBI's taxonomy places the organism in Eukaryota, Fungi, Ascomycota, Sordariomycetes, Xylariales, Hypoxylaceae. Gene Ontology annotation, cellular component: membrane. Gene Ontology annotation, molecular function: sulfate transmembrane transporter activity. Gene Ontology annotation, biological process: transmembrane transport. The transcript has 4 exons. The coding region runs from base 244 to 2304 and encodes 686 amino acids.